This is a messenger RNA of Macrosiphum euphorbiae (potato aphid), 1062 nucleotides long. NCBI's taxonomy places the organism in Eukaryota, Metazoa, Arthropoda, Insecta, Hemiptera, Aphididae. The record is from the annotation of a GenBank genome assembly.
AUGGCACACCUAAAUACUGCUACUGUUUUAAAAUCUAUGCCAUCAUUUUGCAAGUUUUUUGCAAGUAUUUGCGCCUCUUCAAAAAGAAACUCAGUAUUUGAGAAAGUUCAAAAAGAGUUAAAUGUGUCAAAUAGUACUCUUAAAUCACUCAGUGAUACGAGAUGGAGUUGUCGAAUUGAAUCUAUUCGUUCUGUUUUAACAAAUUUUAAUUCCAUUAUUUCUACCUUAGAAAAUAUAAACGAAACAGACUCCAUUCAUGGAUCUGAUGCAAUUCUUCAACUAACUAAUAGUUUGUCAAUACAUUUUCAAAAAAAAAAUGCUAAUUACUCAAGUGUUGGAAUUUUAACAAAUGCUACUUUAUUGGAACUAGAAUCACUUCGAAAUGAUGAUAGUUAUAAACUUUUUUGGACUAAAACUGAACAGUUUGCUACUAAAGAGGAUAUUAGAUUGCCAGAUAUUCCUAGAAAAAGAAAAAUUCCCUCUAGAUUUGGAGGUGGUGAAGCUACAACAAUAAACAAUAUAUCAUCUUAUUUCAAAGUCAGUAUUUAUUUUCCCGUUUUAGAUAUUAUAAUCAAUGACAUAAAAACCAAAUUUGAGGAAAACAAUAUCACAAUACUUAAUGCUCUUCAAUGUUGUUUGAGCAACAAAAACUGCUCUGAUGAAAAUAUCUUGGAAGUUUGUAACACAUAUGAUAUUAUAAUAGAUGAUUUUAAGGCAGAGUUAAAGUUAUUUAGUAAAAUGUGUUUAUCAAGUGACAUUCCUGAAAAUUUUGAAAAUCGUCUGAAUUUUUUCUUGUCCAAGGACUUAAUAGGCUCGUUUGAAAAUAUGUAUAAGAUUUUUAAAAUAUAUUUAUCGAUUCCCAUGAGUUCUGCUUCUAGUGAGCGUUCUUUUUCAUCUUUACGUCGUCUCAAGACAUUUACUAGAAAUACUAUAGGUCAAGAAAGACUAUCUAACAUAGCUAUUUUAAAUAUAGAAAAUAUGUAUCCAAUGAAUUUUGACAAAAUUAUUGAUCAGUUUAGCGCAGAAUCAACCCAAAGAGGUAGAAGACUACAAUUAAUAUAA